GUAGUCAACACACACAAUCGACACAUUCAUACACACACACACCGUUUGAACAAAAAAAAAUGUACAUAGAGCAAAACUGAAAAAAAAUAAUAAUCAAACGGAGAUAAAAUCAUAUCUAGUACUAGUAUCUAGCUGAUCAAAGAGUUCGCUGCCGCGCACCGUGCAUCAGAUCCAUAGAUCUGUGGAACAGAUCCUGUGUCAGCACACCACUGCACCAGACUCAGACUCCUUUCGAUCGCACAGACAGAGCGCAAAAUUCGUAGGUUCAAAGUUCAAGGCACACAGAGGACCGAGAGUGGGACCCCCGAAUCCGAGGGUCAACCGGGCCAAAAGGCCAAAAGGCAGCCAACUGCAGCGAGUGCACCAGGUCCAGGCCACGUCGACAGCUGGUUCCAGCCCGAUUUCUUUUCCACUUUUGAUAGUUUUGUACACAGCAGGUUCAGUAUGGUCAUCAAUCUGAAUCCGGCCAGCUCCGGCGGCCCGAUCGGCAACCUCUUCAGCGGAAACGGAGGCGGAAACGGAAACGGAGGUGGAAACGGUAGCGGAAACGGUAGCGGAAACGGAAACGGAGGGGGAAACGGAAACGGAGGCGGAAACGGAAACGGCAGCGCAAACGGAAGCGGAAGCGGCGGCGGCACCACCAGCAACCUGAUGGGCAUCAUCAGUCACUCGGUUUUCGACGGGAUCGUCUAUCUGCAUGUGGUGUGCGCCGGCGACUCGAGCGCCAAGUGGAUCACCCUGGACGAGGCGAUGGCCUACUGCCCCACCGGCGUGGUGGCCUACACCAAACUGCAGAUCGCCGAGAUUUAUGGCGUGCCAAUGGACGUGCUCUUCCAGUGACGAGUGACCUGCAUCCUGGAUCCUGAAUCCUAAAUCCUGGCCAGGACACUUCUCACCUGGCAGACGGGCUAGACUCUAUAAGCAGCUCUGUUUUGAUUGAACGGAAUCGCUGGCAAUCGGCAUUUGAACUUUGGCACUGUUUGGCAAAAUCAAUCAAUUCUGCAUUCGGCAAUCGGUUAGAUCGUAGAAAUUUCUACAUACCGUCGAUCUAUUUUCUUGCAGUCAUCUCCUCGAUCUACAAGAAAACCCAAAUUUAAAGUUCGGGCGUUAUGCGAUUUUCCCCAAAAAAAAAAACAGCUAUUGUUACAGAAAGUAUAGAGAAUACCAACCGAGGAGACAUAUCCAAAAGAUGUAUUAAUGUUCGGUUCGAUAAAAACUGGUUGAACUUUUUUGACUGGAGGACAUCUACUUUUGGCAUGGCUCAAGGAUAAUUCGUAAAUUUCGCUCAUCAGAAAUGUAUCACAAGCUCAAAAUAUUUCAUAAAAAUCUCAAAUAAUGAUUUUUAAAA
Messenger RNA from Drosophila rhopaloa, 1348 nucleotides. RefSeq names its product serglycin. Bases 445 to 840 code for a protein of 131 amino acids. The transcript is spliced from 2 exons. Lineage: Eukaryota; Metazoa; Arthropoda; Insecta; Diptera; Drosophilidae. The record is from RefSeq and is a predicted model, not a curated record.